Messenger RNA from Neolamprologus brichardi, 2033 nucleotides. Its product is annotated as protein NDRG1-like. NCBI's taxonomy places the organism in Eukaryota, Metazoa, Chordata, Actinopteri, Cichliformes, Cichlidae. The record is from RefSeq and is a predicted model, not a curated record.
GUAUCUGACUACAGAAAUAUCCAGAUAUACUAACAAGGAAAAAGAAAAAAAAUUAUAAAGAGUUUAAGGGACGUUCCUCUGCAACAGCAGCCAUGGUUCUGGAGGAGAAUGACUGUGACUCUGUCUUCAACCCCCAAAUCACUGAGGAGCAUGUAGAGACUCAGUAUGGGAAUGUCCAUUGUAUCAUGACCGGGACAGUAAAGGGAAAUCACCCUGCCAUCCUGACCUUUCAUGAUGUUGGACUGAACCACAAGUCCUGUUUUGAGACUCUGUUCAACCAUCAGGACAUGUACGAAAUCAUCAGACAUUUUCCUGUUUGUCACGUUGAAGCCCCAGGACAGCAUGAGGCAGCCAAAACUCUGCCUGCUGGUAACACCUACCCUACCAUGGACCAACUGUCUGAAGCACUGCCGUCUGUCCUCAAACACUUUGGGUUGCGUAGUGUAAUUGGUUUGGGAGUGGGAGCGGGAGCAUACAUCCUGGCUAGAUUUGCUCUGAAUCACCCUGAUUUGGUGGAUGGAUUGGUUCUGAUCAAUAUCAACCCCAGUGCUGAAGGCUUAAUGGAUACUUUUGCAACCAAGCUCACUGGAUGGACCCAGACUCUACCAGACACUAUCAUCGCACACUUGUUUGGAAAGGAAGAAAUCCUGACCAAUCACGACCUCAUCGCCACAUACCGCCACCGCAUCACAACAACAAUGAACCAGGCCAAUGUCAAUCAGUUCUUCCGCUCCUACAACCACCGCAACGCUCUUGAGGUGGAAAGACCCGUUCCUGGAGGAAACAUCAACGUCAGGACUCUCAAGUGCUCCACUCUGCUCAUUGUAGGAGAUAAUUCUCCAGCUGUGGAUGCUGUGGUGGACUGCAACUCUAAGCUCAACCCCACCAAAACCACACUGCUUAAGAUGUCGGACUGCGGAGGGCUUCCUCAAGUGGAUCAGCCAGCCAAAGUGAUUGAAGCCUUCAAAUAUUUCAUCCAGGGCAUGGGAUAUUUGUCCAGUGCUAGCAUGACCAGACUUCGCUCCCGGACAACGUCCAGUUCAAGUCUUAUGUCCUUGGAUGGCCCGCGAAGCCGAGCACAUACCAACGAGCUGCAACGUAGCCAAAUAAGUUCACACAGCGACGACGACAAGCGUGUACGCUCUCACACCGAUGUUUCCAUGGAUAGUAUUUCCAGUGUGAACCAGAGUGUCUCAAAGGCCACCGAAGUGGCAUGCUAGAGCACAGGCACUUCUAAGCCUCGUGCACUUAAUGCAAAUUUUACCUCAUCAUAACUACCCAGGUGUAUCUCACAGUCUUCUUAACUUUCCCAUCUCUGGCCAUCAUCUUCCAAUUAUGCCCUUUCAUCUGCACUAUCUCUGCCUGAAAGGCCACAGGAUAUGCUUCCAUGUGACUUUCUCCAUCCCCUCCAUUCUCUCUCAAAUUUCCACUCUGUGUGUUCUUAAACCUUCACUACUCUACUCUCUUCCUAGUGACUCAUACUUCAUUUUCAUUUCCUAAGCCUCUUUCUCUGUACACUGCACUGAACUAUUAUUACAUGUCUCUGUCUCUUUGUCCUUCAAUUUCUCUUUCUUUACCUUCAUGCAUUUCACUCUGUCUCUAUUCGUGUCUCUGUUCAUGAGUGUUCCCUCUGACACUGACCUUUUACCACAAUUUCUGCUGCAGGCAUCCCUAGUUUGGAUAAGAGUUCCUUAUUUACUGAUAUUUAUUAUCAAAUACAGUGCAUGAGAGGUUCAUACAAUCUGAAUGUAUUCACUAAAACUUGAAGUGUAUUCACUAUAGAGAUAAUAAAGAUGUAGAAAUAUGGAUUAGCUGGUGCAAUAGUUGCAUGUUUAUUACCAGGAAUGUAUGUUGAUUAUAUGCAGCUAUGACAGCAGUGUAUUAUUAACUAUUGGAAAAUACCAUGAAUAUUCAGUGUAGUUCACAAAAUGCUAACGCUUUAGUAAGAAGUUUUACAUUAAGUUCAAACAUUAAAGCACUUUAUAUUUGUUUAGCACUUUAUAUUUAUAAUAUUAAAGCACAAUUGAAACAUU